Rhineura floridana is the source of this 4147-nucleotide messenger RNA. RefSeq lists its product as uncharacterized. The record is from RefSeq and is a predicted model, not a curated record. NCBI's taxonomy places the organism in Eukaryota, Metazoa, Chordata, Lepidosauria, Squamata, Rhineuridae. The transcript has 11 exons. The coding region runs from base 482 to 1753 and encodes 423 amino acids.
UUCCACACUCCCUGAUGAGACACACAAUCCCUUUUUCAGGGUGCUCGAGGACGUGUCGGUACGCUAGUGAUAAAACUCAUAGAAGGAUUGUAUGGCCACACACUCUGUAAGAAGAAAGGGUGGUAUUCUUAUGAACAAAAGCGCCUUCGCAUCCGUUUCCCCUGAAAAGAGGAGGAGCUGCUUGGUUGUCUCUUCACUGGAGCCGCUGUCUGUAGUUGAAAGAGUUUAUGGGCUUCCAAAGUGUUGUGUUUUGGAGUUGUGUUCUUUAAGUUGUGGCUCUGAUUCUGUGGUUAAAGAAUGCUUUGUGAUUCUGCCCAAGAGAUGUUGUAGACGUCUGAUAGUACAUUCCCUUUAGAGGCAUUUUCUGUACCGUGUAGAAAACUUGCAGGCAGUCUUCCUGCAAAAAUGCUUGAAUUUUUAAGGCUGUAUCUUUUCGUUAUUACUCCUUUCCGGUUUUCUGUGAUGAGAUUCGGUGCAGCUCAUGGAAGAAAAUAAAUCUUUCUCCCGCUGCUUUUGCAGACACUCUUCUCUCCUGCUGGGAUUUCUUUCUAGCCAAGGACUCUUCCCAGGUUACAGUUUGGCAGCCAGUGAAUUGUUAAAACAUCUUUUUGCCAACAGCAUGGAUUGGGACACACAGCUCAGCUCUAUACUGACUGCAACAGACAGCAACAUGGCCAAAAUUAAGCAACGUCUGAACACUGCCAACAUCUCUUCCAAAGCUGAUUUGUUGCUAGACAGAAUAAAUACUGAGAGUACUGUUCUGACUGAGCCACAGACUGGACCAUCACCCCUGCAUUUCACAUGUGGAGCUCACCCAUGCUGUAGAAUGGCCACUGAGGAGCUUUCAGCCAUCAGCAAACAACUGCAUUCGCAAGCCCAGGUCAUAGAGUCCCUCACCCAGGCAGUACAACGGCUGAAACAAGAGAAGGAAUUGCAGCAGCAGAGUAUCAGUCACCUAGAAGAAGAGUUGGAUCGACUGCAGCACAAUCCCCACGGCGGCUUAGAAUCAGUGCUGGGAUGCAGGAUGGAAGGGCUGAAGAGUGAGCUCCUUAGUCUUCGGCAGCAAGUGUUUCAGCAGUCAGAUGGUGACUGCACCCCUGAUCCACUUUCCAGCCCUGGCGUCAUGCAAGAUAUGCUGGAGAGCAAGAAAGUCCUGUGGCAAGAGUACAAGUGCAUCAGAAGAGAGAUAGAACACCUAAAACACAAACUCGAUCAACAAGAAGAUGAUCUGUUCAACCAAGUGUCAGCAACUCAUGAGAUUAAAAGGACCCAAAGUCGAUACUGUAAGAUGCUGGAAGAUCUGAUGAACAGUCAUAAAGUUCAGACUCGGGAUUUGGACAAAGCUAGGAAUGAGACCCAGAGCACCCAGGAGGAACUCAGUCAUGUCAAAACAACAGUUACUGACCUAAAAGAACAGGUGAAAAGUCUGCACUUGGAGGAUAAACUGUAUGCUAUUCCGCUGAAAGACAAAAACAUUCAUCUGAGAAAAAAGAGACAAUUGCUGCAUGAUGAUGCCUUGUCAUCCCUUCUCAGUGACGAUUCAGCCUCUGAGUUCAGCCUCACAGAUGUCAGCUCCGAUGAACUCUUUAGUGAACCAGAAAAUGCCCAAAUUUCUGGUGACAAGAUUUCCAUACCAAGCUUGGAGCUGGAAACGAGUACCCCUGGAGGGGCAGCUGGUGGCAUGCUGGAGAGAGGAGAGCUCAGCAGUGAGCUCACCAUUACUCUGCCUGAGCUCAGCUUGAGUGACCUUUAAAGCAUCUCCUAAGAACUGCCUCAUUUCUUCCUUAUGAGAAAACAAAUUAAAGAGCAGAGAAACUGUGAACUAUUAUCCCACAUGCUCAACUGCUUUCUAUACAGAUGCAACAUGAGAUAGAGGAACAAUGUUACCUCUACCUAUGACCUAUGUGUUGUUGACACAUACAAAUAUUUGUAGAAAGGGGCUAAAAUCAUUUGAGAAAGGUUUGUGUAUUCUGUUCAGAAGCUUCCGGGGUUCCUUUCUGGAAAAGGAACAAUUGCAUUGCUGGUUCUUAUAUGUAUGAUGUGAAGCAUAUUGGCUCCCUACAAGGAACUGCUCAUUCUUAGCUGUCAUAAUUUGCAAUAUUGAAAACAAAUACUGAGGCUGAGCUGCAAGAGAAAAUAUUCUGGAAAUCAAUCCAGCUUCAACCAGAUUCUGUUCAUCUGUUUUACUGUGCAUACCUAUACAACAGCUCCUGGUGUUUCUGGUUCAGCACUGAGACAAAACCAGAAAUGAAGUAAACAGUGCACUAAGGAAAAAGGGAGCAUAUAUUAUAUUACACUCCUUGUACAGUUGAUGUGCUAUGUACACUAGCAGGUUCCCAGGAUAGGCUUACUGUGAUUUGAUGCAUGUUACAGCCCAGGAGGGGACGAAACCUGUGUGUGAGGGUCGUCUGUCUGAGAGGGGAUACCUAGCUUUUUUUUUUCUUGCCAGUUGAGCUGCUGGUGAACUAUGAUUUCCAGUGUACUAAACUAGUUUGAGCAGUAGUGGAGUUAAGGUUUGUGAAUUUUGUAUCAAGUGGUGAAGUAAGCAAAAUAUAGCUCAACGCAAUAACUAAAUGUUCUUCUGAUCCUUUUUCAGGAAAUGACAGAGGUAGGAAUAGAAUCAAAGAAUCCUGGUUGCCAUCUUUAUUUUAAGAACUUUCUUAAAGCAAUAUCAUGUAACUGGGCUUAGUAAACAGCAUUUGGAUAUGUUUUUAAACCAAGUUGAAAGCUUGUAGAAUAAGACCCAUCAACCACUUACUAGCCAAAGUAGUCAAGACACGUGGGGGCAAACUCCACACUAUAGGAAAUGCUUAUAAUAAAACCCUGAUUUCUAUUUAUUGAAAGGCAGUUGUGGGAUGCUGCCCAAUUUGAGCAGAGCAGGGCUGGGGCAGGAGCUAUGUAACUAUCAGCUGUUUUUCUGAUAUUUAAAAAAUUCCUUUCACCAACUAUUUACCCCUCGCAUGGGGUUCCAAAUGCAGGAAACAUGUGUUUAGAAUCCCAUGGAGUGAAACAAUGCAGGGAAAACAUUAAGCAGCCCCCAUCACCCCUUUCCUCAAACUUGCAGCCACCUUCACUUUUUUUUUUAAAGUCAGCUUCAUUCCAUUAAUUUGCUGCACAAAGUAUAGUUUGCUCUCUAGCUUCUUUGAUGGGGAAUCACUGCCCCAGGGACUACUUGCAGUCUUGCCACAGUGUGACACAGUGGGCACCUUUCUGCCCAAUGCCUUAACUGACUGUUAGUUUGUUCUUUUUCAUACCUCUGUAGUAAGUUGUACUCCAUGCUAGCGAAAAUAACAGUCUAUUUACCUGCUGUUCUGAGCAGAGGUGAUGUUGUCUGCCUCACUGCCCUAAAAUUCUUAAAUGUAAUAGAGAAGAUCUCCAGGUCUGGACUUGGUAACUCUUUUAAAAACUGGAAUUAAAUUACAGGCCUGAAUAAAUAGCUCAGUGUAAAAUCUUUUCCUGUGCCCUUCUUCUGAAAUUCGUAGACUGGAUUUUCAGAAGACAGGGUACUAGAUUACUGAUGGCUUUUUUCUUGCUUGUCAGUGCUUCUAUUGAAAGCUUGGAACUAAUAAAACUGACAAAAUCCCCUCAUCUUAUUCUGACUGUAUAAUGUAGCAGUUGGAGUUUGUGUGUGUGUGACACAUCAGCACAUUAAGCAAAGCUGUAUCUCCCACUACCCCCCCAAAAAAAAACACAACAGCUAGGGAAGCCUGUAUUAAAAGAAUCCUUCAAAAUACAGUAGGCAGCAUGUCCAAUUUCAGGGUAAAACAAUUUCAGAAAGAAAAAGAAUUACAGACAGGAAGGGAGGGGAAUUAGCCCACAGGGAAUUAAAUCAACAGAUGCUCCAUUGUAGUUCAAAGAGUGCUGGCAAGCAAUGGCUACUCCUAAACCUUAUUAGUUCUGGGCUGCUUUAACACACUGGGUGGUUUUUAGGGCUGGGGAAGUGUAGGCUGAUAAGUCUUAAUUAAUGACCUCUGGACAGAACAGUUUGUCACAAAGAACGUAACUGACUAUUUGUGGGACAAAUCCUGUGUGUGUUCACCAACAAAUUUGACAUUGGUCAUCCCUAGAGCUGAUGGUUUUGCUGGAAUUUAAGUUUUUGAUAAAUAGGAAGGGGUUGAGGAGAAAUAAAAAAAUUGUGAUAACCAAA